CACUGUCCUGAGAGAAACCGUCAAGCGCAGUUCUUAACAUGCUGAGGACGGUGAUGGUGUCAGCGCUCCUGAUGCUGGGAGGUCUUGGAGGGGCAGAAGCGUCGGACCUCCAGGUGUUUGGGAAAUCGAUCCGCAGCGAUAAAACUGUACUGAGCGGCGGCGACAACAGACACACUGUGAGGAAACAGCCACGGCAGCAGAUGAAAAGCGAAAUCCAUAGGAGUUUAGACCUCGAGAACUUCAACAUACACGUUACACCCCCGACCAACAAGUUCAGCCUCCCGACCAUUAUCAAGCUCUACCCGCCCACCGCCAAACCUCUCCACAUGCACGCCAACAUGCCCAUGCGCUUUGGGAGGGAGAGUGAUCCUGGUGACGAAAGGGCGCCGAACUCGACCCCCAACAUGCCUCAGAGGUUUGGAAGGUCCUGGGAGGUGAUUCGAAUGUGCGCAGAGUGCCCCGAAGUCCAAGAGGCGCCGAACCCGGUGCUGCCUCAAAGAUUUGGCAGAAGUAAUCCUUACUGGAGCCUUCUCAGGACUCUGGCCAGUGAGCAGUUACUGAAAACUGGGCUGCAUUGGGAUGAAAAUUUUGACUUUGCAACCAGCUCAGAAGAAGAACAAGAAGAAGAAGAUGAGAUGGAUGACAAAACCUUUAAAAAAUAAAGAUUCUAUUCAGGCCUGCAAUGAGGUCACAGUGCGAUGUAAAUAUCAACAUUAAGUGUUUUUUCACUGUAAAAGCAAAAUGUUAAAUAUUUAAAAAGUUAGAGCAUCUGAGCAUUUCAAUUAUUCAGUUGCUUUAAAUAAAAUUAUAGAAUUGUAAUGGAAGGUUAACGAAUAAAGGU
Messenger RNA from Mugil cephalus (flathead mullet), 841 nucleotides. RefSeq names its product neuropeptide VF precursor (gene npvf). NCBI's taxonomy places the organism in Eukaryota, Metazoa, Chordata, Actinopteri, Mugiliformes, Mugilidae. The transcript is spliced from 3 exons. Bases 39 to 662 code for a protein of 207 amino acids. The record is from RefSeq and is a predicted model, not a curated record. Gene Ontology annotation, molecular function: signaling receptor binding. Gene Ontology annotation, biological process: negative regulation of gonadotropin secretion; neuropeptide signaling pathway.